This is a messenger RNA of Rhodotorula toruloides NP11, 1800 nucleotides long. RefSeq names its product lysophospholipid acyltransferase. Gene Ontology annotation, biological process: glycerophospholipid biosynthetic process; lipid modification. Gene Ontology annotation, molecular function: 1-acylglycerophosphocholine O-acyltransferase activity; 1-acylglycerol-3-phosphate O-acyltransferase activity. Bases 1 to 1800 code for a protein of 599 amino acids. NCBI's taxonomy places the organism in Eukaryota, Fungi, Basidiomycota, Microbotryomycetes, Sporidiobolales, Sporidiobolaceae. The transcript is spliced from 8 exons. The record is from RefSeq and is a predicted model, not a curated record. Gene Ontology annotation, cellular component: membrane; endoplasmic reticulum.
AUGUUGCUCGACGGUACUGCUGGGCUCCUCGCAGAGCAGCUGGGCGCAGAGCCCAGCCAGAUCAAAGUCAUCCUGCUCCUCGUCGCAUCCGUACCACUCUCCCUCGCCUACCCCUGGUUCCCCUCGACGACCCGCUCGCAACUCGCUCACCUCUACAGCCUCGUCCCCUCGAUCAUCUUCCUCUGCUUCGUCCUCGACCUGGGACUCGGAUUCGUUCAGCUCCUCGCGAGCUCGCUCGCGACAUGGUCCAUCGUCAGGAUUGGCGCGCGGAACAACUGGGGCGCGCUCAUGCCCUGGACCGUCUUUGCGAUUGUCAUGGGUCACCUCGCCGUCAACCACAUCGAGCGCAGCUUGAACAACGUCCCCAUCACGACGAUCGAAAUCACCGGCUCGCAGAUGGUCCUCGUCAUGAAGCUCAUCUCGUUCGCCUGGUCCGUUUACGACGGGCAGCGGCCGCUCGAGGAGCUUGAUGCGACGCAGAAGGCGUCGCGCAUCGAGGAGGUUCCGGGACUCUUGCCCUUCCUCGGCUAUGCCUUUUUCUUCCCCUCCAUCCUCGCCGGACCGUCCUUCACCUACCGCUCCUACGACUCCUUCACCACCCAUCGCCUCUUCGCCAAGGAGCACCCCGCCGACGGUUCAAAACCUGUCGACCCGACGGUCGUCCCGCCUGGACGCCGACGGAAGGCUGCGAAGCGUUUCGCGACGGGCAUCAUCUACCUCGCUAUCUUUUCGACGUACGGAUGGAAGUACGGCAUGGACCGGUUGCUUGACCGCAAGGCCGUUGCGGGAAUGACCUUUGUCCAGAAGUUCGCCCUGAUGAACACCGCCGGCUUCAUUGCCCGCACGAAGUACUACGCCGUCUGGUGCAUCGCCGAGUCUGCCUCUAUCAUCUCUGGCCUCGGUUACAACCCGCAGACGAAGCACUACGACGCUUCUCGCAACGUCCGCAUCCGCUCGAUCGAGCUCGCCCCGAACUUCAAGGUCCUGUUCGACUCGUGGAACAUGAAUACGAAUGUCUGGCUUCGCGAGUGCAUCUACAAGCGCGUCGCCAAGAAGGGCCGCAAGCCUGGCUUCAAGAGCACUCAGAUCACCUUCAUCACUUCGGCGCUCUGGCACGGCACGAACCCGUGCUACUUGAUGACCUUUGUCCUCGGCGGCUUCUGCCAGGCGCUGAACCGCUCGCUCCGCGCCGGCCUUCGCCCCUUCUUCCUCCCUCCCGGCGCGCUCAACGUCCCGAACCCCGCCGUGGCCAAGCCGCCUCUUCCCGAUGUCAAGCUCGAGACGGACGGGAAGAAGAAGGCGAAUGAGGUCAAGGUCGGCGACAAGGCCAUCACGCUCCCCUCCACUCCGCGCGUCAAGCUGCAGCCACCCCCUCAGACGCCACUCAAGACGCUCUACGACGUCUUCGGCACGAUCUGCACGAUCGUCGUGCUCAACUUCGCCGUCGUCCCCUUCCUCCUCCUCGACGUCCAGUCGUCCCUCCAAGCCUGGGCCGAAGUCAAAUUCUACGCUCUGUGGAUGGUCUUCGUCCCCUUCUUCGUGCUAAACGUUUGCGGAGGGACGGCCUACCUCAAGCGGUUGCAGCGCGCGAGGGACAAGAAGGCUGAGGGGAAGAGGCGGACGAAGGAGGAGCAGGAGCUUGAGCGGAAGCGGAUCGAGUGGGAGAAGGCGGAGGAGGAUAAGCGCCGCAGGAGGGGCGAGGGGUUGCCCAGCUUUGGGCUUGAUGUCGAGGGGAUGGUCGAGGAGGAGGAGAGGGAGGAGAUGCGCGGCGAAUCGGUCGAGGGCAAGAAAGACUUGUGA